Molecule: messenger RNA, 1392 nt
Organism: Entamoeba histolytica HM-1:IMSS
Lineage: Eukaryota; Evosea; Mastigamoebida; Endamoebidae
Product: 60S acidic ribosomal protein P2, putative
Exons: 2
Coding region: 597-914 (105 amino acids)
Biological process (GO): cytoplasmic translational elongation
Cellular component (GO): cytosolic large ribosomal subunit; ribosome
Molecular function (GO): structural constituent of ribosome
Source: RefSeq, a predicted model, not a curated record
AUCUUUCAUCUUAAUUAUAUAAUGUAUUAACUCAUCCAAUAAAGUGUAUUAUUAUGCAAUAACACUGCUGAAAUUUGUGAAGAAAAUAAGUUCACAGAUAAAAAUUUUUGUUCAACACUAUUACUAGUUUGGGAUUUUAUCGAAGAUGAUUAUAACAUGGUUGAAGAAAUACUAUCUUAUUUUUCAUCCAUUUGUUAUUCUUCCUCCAAAAUUAGUAAAUCCUCAAAACGUAAGAAGUUAGUUAGGUCAAAAACUAUCUUCUUUGUAAUGAAUAUAGGAUGUAAACUUGACUUACCUUCAAUACUUAUUCCAAAACUGACAAGAGAAUUAAAUAAACACCACUUUUUUGGUGAAAGAGAUAGUUAUGACUGCCAUGCACUUUCUAUUACUCUCCUCAAUUAACGAGUUUCUUUUAGUUGUUUCUUUCUUUCUUUUUCUCUCAUUAAUAGAUUGAAUCUUGGCAUUAUUAUUUAAACUAUUCUUAAACUAUUUCACAUUAACUAUAAUUAAUAGUAAAUUUUAAGAAAGAAAAUAGUAAAAAGAAAAAGCCCUAAAAAUGAGAGAAAAAACUGAAAAAUUGACAUCCCAGGCUGAAAAUGCAAUACAUUGCUGCUUACAUCCUUUGCACUAUUGGACAUGAACAUGCUGAAGAAGCUAAGGUCAAAGAAAUCCUCAGCGCUGCUGGUGCUGAAAUUGACGAAGCUAAAAUCAAAGAAGUUUUCGAUGCCAUGAACGGUAAGAACGUUUGGGAAGUUAUUGAAGCUGGAAAGAAACAAAUGGGAUCAAUGGCUGUUGCAGCCGCUGCCCCAGCUGCCACUACUGCACAAACUGAAACUAAAGCUGAAGAAAAGAAAGAAGAGAAAAAAGAAGAAGAAGAAGAGGAAGACUUCGGUGGAUUUGGUGAUCUUUUCUAAACAAAGAGUUUAAGUUGUUAAAGUAUUUUUAUGUUCUCUUUUUUGAUGAGACUAACCUUGUAAACUACUAUUAUUUGUAUGAAUAAAAAAGGGUAUUUAAUAACCAAAAUAUUUUAAUAGUCAUGAGAUGAAUUACUUAUAACCACAAAAAUUGUUUUUUCUUUUCUUUAAGAAAGUCACUACCAUUAUAUUCCCAAAACAAGUACAAUAUUUGUUUAAACAUAUUGUUAGCUAUUCCCAUCAACCAAUUCUUUUCUUUUUAAAGAAAUUAAUUCAUGGCUAGAUAAAUAAUGGCUAAUACAUUCAUAACACAAUACUUAGUUAGUUUAAAUGUUUACAAUAAAUACUAUGACCAAACAAAACUAUAUACUUUUAACUAUAAUACAAUAUGAAUAUAAAUGUUUCAAUAAUCUCUUUUAAUAAUUAAAUAGAGUCUUUCUAAUUAAAGUUAAUUAAUUAAUUUAUUAGCUUGGUUUUU